Molecule: messenger RNA, 2886 nt
Organism: Cheilinus undulatus (humphead wrasse)
Lineage: Eukaryota; Metazoa; Chordata; Actinopteri; Labriformes; Labridae
Gene: rab14l
Product: RAB14, member RAS oncogene family, like
Exons: 8
Coding region: 160-807 (215 amino acids)
Biological process (GO): defense response to bacterium; phagosome maturation; endocytic recycling
Cellular component (GO): recycling endosome; phagocytic vesicle; Golgi apparatus
Molecular function (GO): GTPase activity; GTP binding
Source: RefSeq, a predicted model, not a curated record
UGCUCUUUGUCCCAGAAGCCCAUUGUAUACAGCGGAGGAAACCCUGUGCCGUGAGCAGCCAUCUUGGAUAGACAGAUCAUACUUGAGCCAGGAUAACCUGCAUUCCUCCUCUGAACAGCUCUAGAUCACAAAGCUCAAAGGUUUAAUAACUGAGCCACAAUGGCCACCGCACCGUACAACUAUUCCUACAUUUUCAAAUACAUCAUUAUCGGGGACAUGGGGGUAGGGAAGUCAUGUUUGCUUCACCAGUUCACAGAAAAGAAAUUCAUGGCUGACUGCCCUCACACGAUCGGCGUAGAGUUCGGUACACGGAUAAUCGAGGUGAGUGGCCAGAAGAUCAAGCUGCAGAUUUGGGACACGGCGGGACAGGAGCGCUUCAGGGCCGUCACUCGCUCCUACUAUCGUGGAGCCGCAGGGGCGCUCAUGGUGUACGACAUCACCAGGAGAAGCACAUACAACCACCUGAGCAGCUGGUUGACUGAUGCCAGAAACCUCACCAAUCCUAAUACUGUGAUCAUUCUCAUAGGAAACAAAGCCGACCUGGAGGCUCAAAGGGACGUCACGUAUGAGGAAGCAAAGCAGUUUGCUGAGGAGAACGGUCUGUUGUUUCUGGAAGCAAGUGCGAAAACAGGCGAAAACGUCGAGGACGCCUUCCUGGAAGCAGCUAAGAAGAUCUACCAGAACAUCCAAGAUGGCAGCCUGGACCUGAACGCCGCUGAGUCAGGGGUGCAACACAAGCCGUCGGCUCCCCAGGGCGGCCGGCUAACCAGCGAACCACAGCCCCAGAGGGAAGGCUGUGGCUGCUAAUGACCAAGCAAAAAAACCCCCUCCAUCUUGCCCUCUCUCUCACUCACUCUCUCUGUGUCUGUCCUGCCCGCCCUUCAUCCAUCCCUCCACCUCCAUCCACCCUCCUCCCUCACUGCACCAGGAGGCUACGGAGGGAAGGAGGAAGUGGGAGGGGGCAGACUUGGGCCAGACCGAGCUGGGCUGUGUGGACUACAUCUCCCUCCUCCUCUCUGCCCCUCUCACUCCUCCUCCUCUUAAAUCUGUGUAUGUUAUCAUCCCAUAACUCUCCUCUUCUUCCCUUCUCUUGCACCAUCCAGUCCACCCCUUGUGUCACACUGUCAUAAACGCCACCACACAUCACACGGGUUACUGACACUUGACAUAGAUGUAAUGUUCAUAUGAUAACGACAAACCGAGACUGUUUUUUACGUUUGGUUUUCUAGCUCUGUACCACAUGAAAACACUGCAUUAAUUCAUCCACAACUGGUCUCUAUCUGUUUGUAUCGGCUCUAAAUUAUAAUCUCAAACUGCAACACCUCUCCUGCAUGGUUUACCGAUCCAGCAUUUAUCCAAACACGCAGGUGUGACUUCUCACUCGUACCUAAAUUUGGUGGAAUUGGGCGGCAAAGCAACAGAGUAGUAUUUAAUGCAGCCACACAGGAAGAGGCUAGAGAUUGUGUAGCUUAAGGAGCUUUUAAGCUCUGCUCAUGGCUUUUUUUUUAAUCCUGUUCCUGGAGAGAGAGAGGCGUAGGAAACCAUGAAUUAACAGAAAUGCCUCUGUGGCGAUUCCUCCGUCUCUGAGGAGAUAUCACAGGAAGGAGUAUUGGGUGUUUUUCAGCUUGUCUGAUGGGAUGGGAGUUUCUCUCGAUUAAGUUAAUGACACUUUUACUAAAACAAACACUGCUUUCUGUUUGAAGAUUCAUUCACAUUGGUUUCUUUGCACCAGCUCUCCCUCUCCUCACACAUCUAAACCCCUGAAACUCUCCAUCAGGUCAUAUCAACAGUUUCUGUCUUUUACCAGCAUUUUCUUUGUCAUUGUUUGUUGCCUUAUUAUAAUUAAUGUUAUCUUUUUGCUGCACUUGCUCUUCACACUGCUGUUGGACUCACCCCUGAUUCAAUAAAUCAAGUUUUUAGGAGAAUUUCUGCAGUAACAAGUGGUGGCUGUAUAAAAUGUCAGCAGCAUGGUCCCACAGAUGUAAAAAAAAAAAAAAAACACUCCUUUAUCUAAAGUGCUGCACCUGAAGAGCUGAUCUGUCGUUUAUUUGGGCGGUUGUUGUUUCUCUGCCUUGUAUAUUACAACACCAAGCAGCAUGCCCCCACCCCCAAAACAGUGAAAUUGUCAAAUCCAAUUAUGCUUCUUUUGUCUCCUGAAGUACAAUUUUUCUGUACCAUAGAGUGAUUCCCUGAUUGGACAGCUGUAAAUAUCGCUUCUUAACUAUUGGUGAUGACCUCGCUACUCGGGUUUAGAAAUUUAUUUGCUGGCUCUGCCAAGAUCUGUACAGUUGAUGUGCUAGUGGGUUGCCUGUAAUUCAUGCUUGGGAAAUUCUGUAACAUAGUUUCUAUUAAUAAAUGUAUGUAAAGGACAGACACCUAGAACCCCCUCCCAAACCACCCCAUCUGCACACUACUGAACCUGUUGAUUGGUUGAGGGGAGAGGAAGCGGAUUGAUGAUGUGCUAACUAGUAUUUAUGUCUGCAGACGUUCUUUCCUCUCAUCUCUGUAUGGAGCGGAGAAUGGGGCACUUUUAUGUUUAUAUUGUUUUUUUCUUUCCCCUCUUUCCACCCCAUCGUUGCUCCUCCACAUGAGAGGGGCCUGCAUCGCUGUCUUAACUUUUUUGGGGAGCAGGGAUUGGUUUGUUGUUGUGGGAAGUCGGUGGGCUGGGGUCUUCCUUUUUCCUGUGUCCCACCUCUUUGCAGUCUGAGUGACCACUUCCUGCUUUUGUCUGUCCACAAGUACAAAAAAAGUACAUAUGUAUAAAUUUUUAAGGAGCUGUGCUAACAUUUAAUGCGUUCUUGAGUGUAUAUGAUUUUAAAAUGUUGACAUUUUGAUUUUAAUGACAAAAUACUCUAGACAGAAAAAAUAAAUUAUACAUAACCUGUU